Messenger RNA from Paramecium pentaurelia, 977 nucleotides. The record is from the annotation of a GenBank genome assembly. NCBI's taxonomy places the organism in Eukaryota, Ciliophora, Oligohymenophorea, Peniculida, Parameciidae.
AUGAAUAUUGAAUCUCAAGACUUUAGAUAUCGAGAUAAUAAAAAUUAUUAAAGUCUUUCUAAAUUGUAAGUAUGCAUAUAAUAUUAUAUUCAAAUAGAUUUUGGUUGUUGGAGAUGGUCAGACAGGGAAAUCUUCAUUAGUUAACAUUUUGACUUAUAGAAAAUAUCCUGAUAAGAUGUAAGGUAAGGUAUGUAAACAGCCAUAUAAAACAUAAGGAUGUGAUAUAAGGAUGGCUUUAAGAAAUGAUUUUACAUAAAAACAAUAAUUUUUAUUGUAAAUUUUAGAUCUUUCUGGAGAUAAGGCUUAAAGAUAAUAUUUAGAUGUUUAUAUAUCAAGAUUAAAAUUGAAUGGUAUAAUAUUCUGUUUUGAUGUGACUAAUUUGAAGACUUUAGAUAAUCUUCGAAAAUGGAUUCAACGAUUAACAAUAAAGAGUGUAAUUCAUGAAGAAAAUGAAGAAGUAUUGGAAACAGAUAAUAGUGAAUUUUCAAGAUAGAGUAGCAUUGCUAUAUAAGAUGAAUAGGAUUGUUUAUUAAAUUAUAAUAGUUAUAAAGGAAUUCCAAUGGAUGAGAUUUUAUAAAUUCCUUUUAUUUUUGUUGGUUGUAAAAUGGAUUAGAUUCCAAUGGAUAAAUAAGUUAGAUUACGAUAAUAGAUUUCAGAGAGAGUACAAUAAAUAAAGUUAUAAGUAGAUCCAAUAAGUAUAUAAAAGAUCAAAUACAGUUAUUUUAUUAAGUACCAUAAAACCUGUAACAUAUUCAGAUUAAUAUAAAUAAUUGGAAGAGUGUAUAUUAAGAAUUAAACAAAAAGAUAAAUUGGAAGAAUUCUUUAUAAGAGAAAAGAUUCAAUCAAAAAUGAUGAAGUUGGAUGAAUCUUUCUGGAAAUCCACUAUUUAAACUCCAUUUGAAUAAAAAUAUUAAUUGUUUUGUGUUUAUAUGAAACAUUUUUGGUAAAGAUUGAUGUGUAAAAAGAGAAAAUAAUGA